Chilo suppressalis (striped riceborer) is the source of this 1874-nucleotide messenger RNA. Lineage: Eukaryota; Metazoa; Arthropoda; Insecta; Lepidoptera; Crambidae. The record is from the annotation of a GenBank genome assembly.
AUUGCAUUGCCUGACACUGACAGUGGCAACAUUUUCUUUCACAAUCACAAAUUAAAAAAAAAGUGACAUCCGAACGGUGAGGUAGGCUCUUUUUCUGUUUUCAGUCCUUAUUUAUUGUGAAAUUAAGCGAUUUUCGUGAUAGUUAGUAGCAGAUUACUCCACUUUGAUGCCUAAAUUUUACUGAGGUCGACAUAUAGCAGAGGGCUGUAUUGGCGCACGUGAACAACAGCAAUGGUAAUGGAGGCGUCCCCGUCCCCGCAGAGCGUUGGCCGCGAGUUCGUGCGCCAGUACUACACGCUGCUCAACAAGGCGCCCGCCCAUCUGCAUAGGUUCUACAACAACUACUCGUCAUUCGUACACGGUGGGUUGGACGCGCCCAACCGCGAGACGCUGCCGGUGGUCGGCCAGAAGCAGAUACACAACCGCAUCCAGCAGCUCAACUUCCGCGACUGCCAUGCCAAGAUCAGCCAGGUUGACGCGCAGGCGACGCUCGGCAACGGCGUGGUGGUGCAGGUGACCGGCGAGCUGUCCAACGGAGGCGCGCCCAUGCGACGCUUCACGCAGACCUUCGUGCUGGCCGCGCAGUCGCCCAAGAAGUACUACGUGCACAACGACAUCUUCCGCUAUCAGGACAUAGUGUUCUCCGACGAGGAGGGCUCCGGCUCGGGGCGGUCCGAAGGCGAGGAGGAGGAGCCCAGCACGGGAGGGACGGGGGCGGGCUACUUCCCCCCGCCGCCCGCCACCUUCCCCGCGCCGCCCACCGCCUUCCCCGCGCCGCCCGCCCUGCCCCCGCCCGCCCUGUCCGCGCCGCCCGCUCCUGUGAGCGCGCCCACUCCCAGCCCCGCCCCCGCCGCGUCUACGCCCGCGCCCGCGCCCGCCCCCGCCGCCGCCCCGCCUGUGGCCGCGGCCCCGCCGCAUGUCAACGGACACCCGCAGCACGAUGAGGCGACGCGGCAUCUCGUCGCCGCGCUACAAGCGAGCAGCAUGACGAGUGGCGACAGGGAGAGGGAGAGAGAAAGGGAACGCGAGCCGGAGCCAGAGCCGGCGGUAGAGCGAGAGCCCGAGCCGGAGCCGGUGCGAGAGCCCACGCCGCCUCCAGCGACACCAUCACUGCCGCCGGAGCCGAAGACUUACGCCAACCUGCUCAAGUCGGGCGGUGGCGCCCACGUGACCCGCGCCUCCCCGCCCUCCGCGCCCGCGCCCGCCCUACCCGUGGCCGCCGCGCCCGCCCAAGCCGCCCCCGCUCCCGCCCCCAACACUGCGGCGGCCGGCAACGCAGCGCCCGCGCCGCACGAGUCGCGCCCGCGCCCGCCGCGGUCACAUCAACCGCCCGGCGACGGCGGUUCAGGCGGCGCAGGCGGCAGCCGACGAUACUCGGACUCGCAGCAACUGUUCCUCGGCAACCUGCCCCACUCCGCCACGGAGGAGGAGCUGCGCGCAUUGUUCGCCCGCUUCGGGCCCGUCGCGGAGCUGCGCGUGCACAGCAAGCCCGCGGCGCCCGGAGCCCCGAGGCACCCCAACUACGGAUUCAUCACUUACGAGAGCGAGCAAGCCGCGCAUGACUGUCUGCAUGCUGCCCCGCUAUACUUCCCGGCGGACAGCGCGGAAGGCGUUAAGCUCAACGUCGAAGAGAAGAAGACCCGCGGCCGCGAGCCGCCGCGCCGCCGCCCGCUGUCCUCCCACCGCCCCGCCUACCGCGCCACCUACCGCCGCUAGCCGCGCGGUGGGUGCACGGCGCCGCUCCCCUCCCCUCCCCUGCCUCCCCCGCCCCUCCCCCCUGCCCCCUGCCCCCCUCCACGCUCCGCGGGGAGUCCCCGCCACACCCGUCCCGCUCGUUGUACACUGGCCGAGUGAGUAGAGUGACGUCACGUUAG